This is a messenger RNA of Nicrophorus vespilloides, 4278 nucleotides long. RefSeq lists its product as uncharacterized. The transcript has 8 exons. Lineage: Eukaryota; Metazoa; Arthropoda; Insecta; Coleoptera; Silphidae. Bases 605 to 4039 code for a protein of 1144 amino acids. The record is from RefSeq and is a predicted model, not a curated record.
CAGCUCUAUUCCGGGUAAUCAUUUUAUGGAUUGUUUUCCUUCGCAUUAAACCCGGAUCGUAAAUGACAGCGAACUUCAUUGUAGUUGAAUUGAUAUCGAGUGACAGGAGCGUUACAUGUAAAAUGGAAUAUUUUCGUCCUUUUCAAUAUAUACAAGAAUAUAUUAAUAAUAAUUAGGUAAGGACCGGCCGAAAACAUCUAUUGUUAAUAUUAAGAGUGUAUUGUACCAUUGUAUUUGAACCGCGUCGAACAGAAUUCCGUGAUUGACGUUGCAUUUGUAAAAAAAAAAGAGAGUAGUUGUCCUCCAACCAUCUUCUAUUUAAUUAAUAUACAAGAUUUGUGUUUGCAAACAAUGUUUUAAGUAAGUAUCGUGCGAGUAACUAUACAAGGAGUGAGAGUGUUUGAGAAGAGAUAUUAAUAUGAACAUAAAACCUAAAUGCACUCGUGUUUAAUUUAACUGCUUAACCUGCUGAACGUUUAAAUCGGCUAUAAACAGUUUUAUAUUGAGGAGAUAAGCAGCAGCAAUAUUAUUAUUGCUGUGCAAGAGUGUUGUGUUUUGUGUUGAAGUGCGCAUAAUAUUAUUGAAUUUUUAUAAAUAUAAUAAUAUGGAACCAGUGGCACCGGGCACAGAGGAUGAAGUGCAAGUGGCACCGCUUGGGACCAAAAAGGUUUCUGAGCAGGAGCGUCUCUUGAAUGUCAAAGGCUACUUGCCGAAUGGAAAAUAUAGCACAGUCUUUGAGUUACGAUAUAACAAUGGCAAUGAGAGUUGGUAUUGCAAGGUGUGCAAGUGUCCCGUCAUGGGCAGAAUGUUCUACCAUGAAGGAGGACGUAGACACACCGUCAACAUGGCUAACUUCGAGGCUAAAUUCUCGUGGAAGGGCCCGACCAUUAUGCCGCAGCCAGAACCAGUGCAAGAAGAAGUGGCCUCCAUGAAAAUAGCGCCAGGCGAACCAGUGCCUCCUGGCUUUGAGGGAGAAAUAACUAAGGUCGCUCAGAUCCAGGAGCGUCUGGAUACUUUUCGCUCUGGAGCUCUGCUAGGCUUGGAGUACUUAUUGGAAAUACAGGAUUACGAUCUGGAGAAGGAACCCUCAUACUUAUGCUUAUUGUGCGGCAAGAAAGGAGAUCCACGUACUGUCAUAGCGCAUUUAGUUAGCUACAAUCACAUACAAGGCUACCUGCAAAGACAUUUCCCGAAGACCUAUCAGCUUUUGGCUCCAUACCACACGAGACAAUACAAGAAGAAUUACCAGGAGGCGCUUAACAAAAUAGGAGAUGCCAUUGAGGCUAAAUACGGGAGACUUCUUCCGCACCCGGUGGACCAGGAAUCGUUCGAGCGCAAGAAAGACGAGCUACAUCAGCUAAUCUUCAAUGGACCGCACUUUUCGGAAAAGAACGGUUAUACUUUUGAGAACAUGGUGGACACGAAAGAACUGACGAGAGUGACAGAAGUUGACCAUCCACGUAGGAACUCAAACAGUAUAGCUAACAGAUUUUCUAAUGAAUAUCGAAAACGGAGUCCCAGCCCUCCCAUAGUUCACACACACGCACAAAGGUUGAAAAUGACGGACAAGAAGUCCAGGAGAAAAUCGUUGAGCAGCGUUUCAAGCAUAUCGAGCAGUGAUCUGAGCGACUACGAUGAUAGUCCACGCAGCAGAAGGUACUCGUCUAGGCGACGAAGCCGAAGUAGAAGUCCGCGAUCACGUUACUCACGGCGGUCAAUUUCACCGCUCCCCAGAAACAACAAACGUGAAGUAAAUAUGCCUUGGAACCGACCGGACUACAUACAGUCCAGGCACGAGAAAAUCCAAGAUCAGAGCAAGAAUAAAGUAGAGAAAAUGGAAGAGUUUAAAAGGUUAUCGGCGAUAGUAGAGAAAGACCUGCAGAAGGAAUUAAACCAGCAUCAAAACAACCCAGAGAAACAUCCUCAGUAUAAUGACGAGUGGAAGAUAUUCUGGAAUAAGCGUUAUAAAGAACUGCAGGCUGAGGGAAAAGACGCCGCGAAGUACGAUUUUAAACCGGAGUGGAUUAUUUAUUGGAACGAUAAAAUAGUGGAACUACAUAAGAUUGAACUUAAAACAAAACUUGACGACCUGCGAAGAAGGUUUGGACUUCCUGUUGGUGAGCCUGUUAGUUUUAGGAUCGGUAAGAAAGGAACCAGACCGGUACCGAUAGCCGCGCAACCUGACCAAGAUCACGAGGUGAUCAUUAUCGAGGAUAAAGAUGAUUCGCCUGUGCGAUCACGCAGCCCGUGGGAAUCUGAUUCUUAUAAUUCGCGUAGGAAGAAUUCGAAAGAUCGCGAUAAGCGCUCACUGGACAGAAUCAGUAAUGAUUCUAGGAGGAGGGAUCGAAGCUGGGAAAGAGACCGAUACAACAGGAGCAAAGACAGAGAGUACAAAUCCAGGGAGAAAUCUUGGGAACGGGACAUCAAUUACCACAGAGAAUACAAAAAAGAGCCGCCGUUAUUGGACUGCUAUAAGCCGCCUCCUGUUAUGAGGGAUGUUAGUCGCACUCCGUUGGAUUAUAAACGUUCAAUGCCAAAAACCGUCUCUCCCGAACCGGAAGAUGAUGGAGAAGUCAAUGUCGUUGGAGUUUUGAGAUUGCUCACAGCUCUAGAGGAUAAACUAGGCUCGCUGGGACCGAAGGUUGUCGAUAUGCUUGCCAGUGCUUUGGCCAUGGAGAAGAAGGAAGCAAACAGUUCAGAGAACCUUCUGGACAGUGACAUAAACUGUGUACUUUUCGAGACUAUCAAAGAGAAAUUGAAGGGACAAUUACAUGCAGGAUUGGUGGAAUAUCCACAGGAAAAGGCGUUCAAACAGGCAAUCACUAAAAUCGCCAGUUUGAUCCACUUAGCGAGCACCAGAAAGGCCGCCAAUCCACCAAAAGUAGAUCCAGUUAAAGUGCCAGGAGUCGGAACGGUGGACAAAACUGCGAUUGCCAAACAAAUCGCUACCGCCUUAGUCUUGCAAGGAAAGACCGACGUUUCCCAAGCUGAACUGGAACAACUUAUUAACGCUGUUGUUGGAAUGGCAGAAGCGUCAAAAAAUUCAGACAAACCUAUCACUACUGCUUCGUUUUUGGAAAGCUUCUCAAAGAAAACACCGGAAGAAACAGUUGUAGUGAAAGAACCUGAACCCGAACCUGAACCUACGCCUUCAUCAUCAAAGGACACGAUGGACGGACUCUCGGAUUCAGACUUACAAACGCUCUUGCAGAACUUCAAAGAUUUGUCUAGCGAGGAGCAGCAAGGAUUAAUUACAUAUCUUAAGAAACUGGAGGCGAAGGAGCCACAGCGUGUAGAGUCCUUAAGGAAAUUUGUGCAGUUAGGCCAAAACGAUGAUGACCACAAGGAGGAGGGAAGAAUAAGUCCGUUUUCGAAGAAACUGAUCGGUUCCUCCCACACCGACAUCGAUACGUGCUCUUUCGAAGCAGAACAGAAAUCCGAUAAUAUAAACAUCGAUUCGGAAGACGAAUACACCUACGAGGAUGUUUUCAAAGCUGCUAGUAAGAACGUAGAAGAAAGUCAGCUGGAUAUGAAGAGGAAGAUCAUCGAACAAAGCAUAAAGAGCAGCAGCGCGGAGAAGGAGAAACAGCACCAGGAAGUAAAGGUGGAUCUGGACGAGGCGCGUAAUGUGAUUGCGAAUAUAAUGGGUUCGAUAUCUAAGAGUUCUCCUGAAACGGUUCCGACAACUGCACCGGAACCAACUGUGAAUGUCACUACACCGGUUCUUAAGAAAUCCCCAAUCUGUCAUCCACCUCCGAGUGCACCACAGCUACCCACAAGUUCGCCGAGCGUUGUUCCGCGACAUCAGCUAUUCCAGAAGGACUUCGUACAGUAUCCCAACAAGAACGUGCAUAACUCGUACGGCUACAACAAUUACAACAACUUUGGCAACUUCGGUAGCAAUAGUAUGCCAACGCAACAACCUCCUCCCCGUGGCGUUCAUUUCAACGGCAACCCAAGGUUCCAGCGUGGCGGUCACAGCAACUUCAACAACAAUCGAGGUGGCGGCAACGCCAAUUACAAUAAUCAUCGUUGGUGAAUCAGAGAAAUUCUAUUACAAUUAUUAUAAGUGUUCAGUUGAUCAUUAAGAAGUUUUAUAUACAUAUAUAUAUAUAUAUUUAAUGAAUGUCCACUAAGUGUAGCGCACUUCAAAAAGCAGGAAGGAAUUUCAGUUUGGUGAAUAAAUUUUUAAAUUAUAUUUUAUUUAUAUUAUGCAUGGGAUGCUGCAUAAUGUAGUAGGACAUACCCCAUGUGUAAACAUACAUUAUGGAAUGACAA